GGAUAUCCCACGCUAACUUGAACUAUGCAACUCAAACUCGUUAACCGAACCUCCUAGUCAUAUUUCAGCAAGAUCAAGUUCGUCUUACCAAGCAAACAUGGAGCUUUAACCUUUUUUUCGACAAACAUUUUUCUAGGAAGACCACAAUGACUGAUCUUCCCUCGAACAUCGCACGGGAAGCUAAAAACAUACAUCAAAGUGUAAAGGAGUUGCUCAAGACCCGGGAACCAUUUGACAAAGAGUUGGAUUUCCAGAGAAAGAACCUUCGAAGGCGCUAUCUCAACCUCUUACUCGUUCACCCAUAUGACAAUGAAUCUAAAGAUGCUGAAACUCGGCUAUGGAUGGAGACCUCCCACGCAUUCAUAUCUUCCUACAAGCAGCGUAUAUCUCAUCUCGAUCGUGUCAUGCAAAAGCAGCAGCAGCAACAGGGUCAACAAGGAGCGAACUUGAACCCUCAUAACCAGCGUGGCCACGGACCUGUAGAGCACAGGAAGUUUAUUCAACGGUUUCGUCAGUUUCUGGCCGAAGAAGAAAAAUUCUGGACUCAAUUCGUCGUUCGUUUUACUCGAUCGUUUGACCUCGGUGAAGCACAAUCAACACUUAUCGACCUUGGAAUCUUGACGGAGGAGUUACCAAUUAAGGAACUUCCGACAGGAAGUCCCGACGAUGGCGAGGGUGGACCCGGCGCCGCUAAAUUGCCCCACAACGGAGGAAGGAAUCAUUUUCAGUUUCCUGCGGUGCCUGAAGGUUCUGAGUCGUCAUUUGUUCCCAAAACUAACGCGCAGCGAGAGAGCAGGAUGGAGAUUUUGAGUAAGGCACUGACGUGCCUGGGAGACAUCGCGCGGUAUAGGGAGCAGUAUAACGAGGCAGGUGGGAGACCAAGAGCUGGUUAUGAAGAUCAUUCGGGGCCAGGCAGGCGUGGUAGAUUCAAGAAAGGUGGUGGAGGUGCUCUCAUUCCUGAUCUACCCAGACCCCGAAACUAUGAGAAGGCCAGACAUUGUUACGAACAGGCAAAACUCUUGGUUCCGCACGAAGGCAAUCCAUCCCACCAAUUGGCAAUACUUGCAUCGUAUCAGAAGGAUAUGUUUACUUCUCUUGUCCAUUAUUACCGGGCGUUAUGCGUGCGCCAUCCAUACGAUUCGGCAUCAGACAAUAUCCACACCGUCCUGCACAAAGCCAUCGAACAGUGGAAGAUGAAGUCGAAAAAUGAAGGAGAGGUAGAUCUGAGGAAUGCUGUUGGUAAAAUCAGAAUCGAAGCUUUCAAAGAGAAACUCGUGAUCUUGCAUGGUUUAUUACGCCUCGGAUUGGGAAAGAACGACGCCCUCAUCAUAAAACAGGCGCAAGGAGUAUGCGCCGAUCUUUAUUCGCUUGUGUCAGAUCGCCAUCUGCCCGAAGAUUUUAUCAUUCAAGUUGUUGUUUUGUCACAAGCCGCUCUAUGGAAACAUCGUAUGAUCCGGGACUCCCCAAGGGCAAACAAGAACAAUAAUGACAGACACCCAGAGAGUACCCUACCAGGGUCCCUUCCAAAUUCUGUGAUCGAAGCUCGUUUGUUCACUCACUUACUCUCCCUCCAUCGUGCUUUAUUGGAAGUGGGAAUCGAACAGUUGAAAGAACCCGCUCCCAUCGGGCCAGAUGGCGAUUUAGCACAAAGGAUUAUGGUCGAAUUUAGGCGUACGCUACCCGCGCUCCGAAUCGCAAGCAAGUGGCUGUUGGCGAACUUCAACUUCGUGAUGCAGGACCCCGAGUCGCUAGGCUUGAAGAAUGAAACGAACAAAGGUCACAAACGCGCACUGUCUGAAUCUAACGGACUUAUCAGCUCAACUUCGACUGAAACCAUAGAGUUUUGGGAAAAGUACGCAGAGUUUUUGAGAGUUCUCUCCAGGGCAUUCCCAAUCAAUAAACUUCCGGACUUGACGUUUGCACUAUCGGAGGAUACAGAGAUGAGUGGGUUCUUGCCGCUGAAGGGAAUGUUGGAUGGGAGGAAGGAUAAAGAUAAGGAAAAGACUGGCUGUGAUACUUCUACAGUGGGUGGCGAUAUUGGGAAUGAGGAUUGCCCUACAGAGGAGAAAGAAGUUCAUCCUAACGUUGUACAAUUGAUGAGGAUAAAGGACCUUUUGAGCGAUGCGAAGAGGAUUGUCGACAUGGAGAAUUCUCCGCUCGCACUCUACGGCAACCAAUUUAUGUUGAAAGGAGUUGAAGCACAAGCCCAACCCGUUCCUCUCAGUGAUCCAAUAUAUCUGAAUGAUAUUGAAGAUGAUUCGGAUGCGAUACUGCACGCUGCCGCUGAUCACGAUGCAGCGGCCGUGGAAACAUGUAGAGUCGAUGAUGAUCCUAUUCGAGAUGCAUUUAGCCAUCUGGACGGUGAGGACGAUGAGGACGAUGAGGACGAAAUUGUUUGGAACCCAAGAGCCUCUCCCAUCGUUUCGCCUAGAAUAACGACGGCAUCUGCAGUCUCUCGGGUUCCUCCGGGCUCACAGACUUUGCCUUCUCUAGGCUCUGCUUCUGUCGUUCCUACUCGCUCCCCAAUUGUAUCUGAUCCCCCUGUUCUUCAAUCCUCAAUUUUACCUCCUGUGGUGCCUCAGUCGCAAAUUCUGGUGAAGACCUCGAAAGCUGUACCCCCCGUCGCAUUAACUACCGCUGAGGACCUUUUGAAUGGCUUCAUGGGCCGAGGAUUGAGCCCGAGUGCUCGAAUGUCUCAACAGAAAACUGUCUCGGAGCCCUUAGCGCCAACGGCUCCCCUUUUGUUCGGUGAUCGCACUGGGAAUAGUAUCUGGUCCACCUCUCAGGAUGAGCAGGUAUCGAUGAGGAUCGCUGCCAGCACCAAUCACCAGCAAAGCUUUACUCACCAACAACCGAUUUCUUCUCAAGACGUGUUAAGGGCCAAAUCCUAUCCACAUACUCAGUGGCCACCAAGUCCAAGCACCAUUGGCCACGCACCACGAUCAUUCACACCCCAACAACUCUCCAGCGGUAUACCGCCUACAACGUUGUAUUCAUCACCAUCACAUCUUGUUGGACACCAUCGUCGGGCCCCAUCGUCAUCUGCUGUCGCCGCUCAACUAUUUCCAGAUCCCAUCCGAAAUCCAGGAAUCUCUGAGUAUGGAUAUGCAUCCCCGCAUUCAAGCUUGAACCAACAACCGAUUCAACAGCACUUGAUGGAACCCGAUGUUUUCCACCAAUCUUAUGGGAACGUUAACCACCAUUCCUUUGGACAUAGUCCCGUUAGAAUCCAUGAUUCCUCCGUACCAAAUCAAAACAAUUACAAUGUUGAUAUCGGUUUCAACAACCAUCACACGCGUCAUCUGUCGCUUCAUGACUCUAAAUUGAGCGCCCAGAACUUUACUCCGGCGAUGCCACCUCUGUGGGGUAGUGCUGGAUGAUACUCAUAUAGCGGUUUCUUCACGAAACUCGGGACGUUGUCGCUCUCCAUGGGCUAUAACCGCAGUACCUCCUACUGUCCUUUAUAACAACAAACGCUUUAUCCGUUCACAGUCCGGUUUCACGACAAUCCAAAGGGGUCAACGCGUCUUCUUUCGAAGACUGCCAUGCUUGUCACGAUCUACGGCGAACAAUUUUAUGGCUUUCUUAAAGAUAUGGAGAAGGUCUAGGCAGAACAUUUGCAAUGCCUACGUACCUCUCGGGUCAAGGGUAAUAAUACUGUUUAUCUCUUACUCUGUCGUACAUCCUUCUCGUCAGUUACUCUCUUCUUCUAUAUUCAGGCUUUGUUCGUUGAGAAAGUUCCGGCUAGUGUUUCAAGUUUACCACCUUUGUGAUCUUCCUUGUACCCUCUUGAUGUAUUUUUGCCUUGACAAUAUGCUUUGACUAUCAGGUAUACAAAAUAUUUGGGAGUGCCUGUUCCACCAUUGAGUUGGCAA
Messenger RNA from Marasmius oreades (fairy-ring Marasmius), 3875 nucleotides. RefSeq lists its product as uncharacterized. Gene Ontology annotation, molecular function: telomeric repeat DNA binding; protein binding; telomerase RNA binding. The record is from RefSeq and is a predicted model, not a curated record. The transcript is spliced from 6 exons. NCBI's taxonomy places the organism in Eukaryota, Fungi, Basidiomycota, Agaricomycetes, Agaricales, Marasmiaceae. Bases 147 to 3380 code for a protein of 1077 amino acids. Gene Ontology annotation, cellular component: telomerase holoenzyme complex. Gene Ontology annotation, biological process: nuclear-transcribed mRNA catabolic process, nonsense-mediated decay.